AGGGACUGACUUGUCAGAUGCAGGCUCGUUGCCCAGAUCAAGAAAUGGUUCAUCCACCCGGAAGUCAUCAUCUGGGAAGUGCCCCCAAUCAGCUCCAUCUUCUGCACUGUCUUCACGAAUGGAGAAUCUCGGUAACCAAGUCACUGAGGAGAAGGAUCUAUCACUCUACAAACCUGUGACUAAUGAAAAUGUAUUAGAAGCUGAAGGAAAUGAAACCAAAAUUACAGACUGCAAUAGACAGGAUCCACAAUCAGGUUUCCAGGAAGAUAGUGGCUGCAUCACACUGGUUCAUAUCACUGAAAAAGAGGAUAGGCAAAAGAUAUUUGCCUCUUCAGUGUCUGAAUCAGUUGACAGACCAGAAGUGGAACCUGAGACACUGGUUUCUUUACAUGCAGAUGGGACACAAAGCAAAUCAAGUAUAAUGGAUGACAUCCAAACAGAAUUAGUGCCAAGACCUGCAUCUUAUCAAGCAGCAUUAGGAAAUGUAGAUAAACUGAAACAAAAGGAAAAUGGCAAAACCAGCACAACGAAAAGCCUAAACUCUUUUGAUAAUCAGCCAGUGGCCAUGGACCAUGUGGAGGAAAACUCUCCAAGUUUCACAGCAGGCAUCCUCUCCAAGAGAGACAACCAUCCAGCAUGCUGACCGUACAGCACACCUUUCCACGACAGUUGAUGCUCAGCUACAGCAACCAAAAGGCACAAAAGAUUUCAGCAUCAGGGUGCCAGCAUUACCUAAUAAUAAUAGUAAUAUUAAUAACAAGAACAGCAUGUCUUCACCUUCUGCCAGUAAACUUCAAGAAAACAUUGAUGUAAAGGUGAUACAAAAGGCAAAGCAAGAUAUAGUUUUAGACAGCCCCAGUUCCAUUUCAAGAAAUCCUGCUUCCCCUCUGAAGCAGACGCAUGCAAAGGGAAGCAAAUCUGAGAACAGAGGGGCACAACGAAGGUCUUUUGUAAAGGUUUUGGACAUCACAUCAACUCAGCCUAAUAAACCGGGGAAAACCAAGGAGAUCCAGAGCAAGGAAGAAGCCAAAACCAAGGAAAGAAUCUUACAGACCUCCACCUCCUCCUCCAAAACUCAAGUUGCCAGAAAAAAAAGAUGAGCUUCUGAUUCCAGACUACAUGGCAGAGGCCUUGAUGAGAAGAGACUCACAGUCUGAAGCUGAGCUGGAAAAGGAACUCCAAAGAAUGAAAAAGGCUAUUGAUGAAUCACUGGGCACUUCAACCUUAAUUGGAGCAAACACAGAAGGACUUACAGAAGAGGAACUUCAACAAGCCCAGCAGCUUCUCAGGGAGCGAAUGGAAGAGGCUCAAAGGAGGAUGCUGGAAGUAGUUCAACCAGGUGCUCAAAAGGAGAGGAAGAGCAUGCAGAAGGAGCCAGAGAGCAUAAUGAAGAAAGGAAAGAAAGUCAGAAUGGAUGUGGGAAAGACAGAGGAGAUGGCACAGAGAGAGGAAAGGAGAGAACAGCAGCGUCAAGAGCGGCUGAGACGGUUGGCAGCAGCUCAGGCCUUACAAGAUCUGAUAGCAGAGAAGGAGGCUGAACGCAUAGAAAAUGAAAAAGAAGCAGCAAAGAGAGCUAAGGAGUUGAAAGAGGAGAUGGAGCAAUUGAGGCAAGAGGAGGAGGCGAUUCAGCAAGCUGAGGAUGAUGCACGAGAGCAGCUUGCUAACCUACGCAAGAUUCAGCGUGAAGAGCGGGAGGCUCGCCGCAAACAGGACUUAGAAAAGAAGAAGCAAGAAGCAAUAGUUAGGCGAGAGAAGGAGAAAGCUAUGAUGGAGCAGGCUAAGAGGAAGGAGCAGGAGAUGCUGGACAGGAUUGCUGAUGCUGAGAUGAGGCGAGCUCUGAAAGAGGAAGAGCAACGAAAGAGGGAUGAAGAGGAGAGACUGGCACAAGAACAUUUUGAGGAAGAACUUUUAAGAGCUCAGAUAGAAGCAGAAGAAGAAGAGAAAAGACUUCAGGAGCUGGAAAGACAGGCAGAGGAGGAAGCAUUCCGAAGAAUCGUUGCUGAGCGUGAAGAAGCAGAAAGACGAAGAGAAGAACUUGAAACAAAAUCACGAAAAAUGGCGGAAGAAGAGGAAAAGAUUAGGCAGCAGUUGAUAAAUGAAGAAAAGAAGCUUGGAGAAGAGAAAUCCAGACAGGAAGCUGAGGAAGAGAAGAGGAAGGAGGAGGAAAAAAACAGGCUGAAGGAACUGCAGGCCAUGGAAGAACGGGAGCGGGAAAAGAUGCGAGAAGAAUUGGAGGAGAGAAGAGAAGCCCUCCUGAAAAUCCGUGAAAUCAACCUGGAACGAAAGAACAAUUUAUACAGUUUGCAGCAAAAUCAGAGUAUUACACCAGCUUGGGUCUUUUCCUAUUUUGUGCACUGGCCAAGAGAGUCAUACAUGAGGCCAAUGGGUAUGGCAGGAGGAGGUGCUUCAAAGCAGAAGAAGAAGAAGAAGAAAAAGUGAUUCUCCUUGCUAAUCAAGAUCUCCAGCUAUGUAAUUAGUCACAAGUCAGCAGAAAUGUGAUGCUAUGGAUGUCUUUCAGCCAAGCAAUAUGUGGUUUUCACUUAUUGACUUGGAAUUUUUUCAAAAUAGACUGUUUAUAUCCGCUUUAUUUGAUUUUUAAAUGUUUUAAUAAUCAUUUAUAUAGUGGUGCAGCCAAAGGCUUUAUGCUUGCUUUAAAAGCAUUUGAAAAGCACAGUGUAUCAUACAGUGUCCAGGUGGCUACAAAAUUUAAAACAUUUUUUAUUAUUUAUACUUACAUUUUAAAAAUAUUUUGCAUUUCCUUUAUAAUGUGAUAAAAAGCUUUAGCCAAAACAAUGCCAGACAUAUCAACUGUCAGAAAUAGAGCAUGAGAGUUUUUUCAUAGCAUCAAAUCUUUUCUCAAAUGGGAAAGAUGUGUAUGGUGUGGUGAAACCAUUGACAGACUUGCUUUACUACACAGUCCUUGAGAGCAAAUGACCACAGUUUAAGUAUAGUCAGUGAUAGCAGAGGUCAGGUAUUAUGAAUAGAACAGCAGUACCAUCAUGAUAGCAUGUUCACUUACCCACAUAGCUUACACAUCUGGGUAUCCACACAAACAUACACAAAACUGAAUCUCUAAACCCCACACAUACACUGAUAUUUAUGUAUUUCAAACAUAACGUAUCACUCUUUUUUCUUUGCUAUUUUUUUAUUUCAAUAUUUGUUUUAUUUAGAGUGAAAGUUAUAGCACUCGUAUUUAAACAUUUGAAAGCAACUGUGAUAUAUAACAACCUGCAAAGCCAGUUAUAACACUGAAUGUUUGACAGUAUCUGUAAUAUUCAUGCAUUUGGUAUAUUAUUUUACACAGCAAUAAAUUCUUUAUUUUUCACUUUUAAAAUAGACAUGCUUGAGAGGAUUUAUUUUAAUUACAAAAUAUUAGCUAAAAAAAGAAGCAAUUUAGCUGAUGUCAGAAAUAUGUUACACAGGAAUCUUAGUGUUGCACAGACAUGGGAUUUGUAAAUGUUUAAUUGCAAAUAUUAGGUUACUUGCUGAAGAGAUGGUGUUUUUUCCCCCAUCUGAUUUUACAGAAAUGUGAUUAUUUGUAUAAUCCCACUGUGAUCCCUUUACCAAAUCAAACUUUUUGACAUAAUAAGCUGUUGAAAGAAUUAAAUAAAAUUGACGUUGGAGUUGUCUGGUGUAACAUGGGGCUUCCAGAGUUUUUUGUUGUUUGUUUUGUUUUUUUUUUAGUAGCGCAAUUUUUCCUUAUUUUUAUUUUGUUUUACCUUUAACUCCACUUUCAUCACACUUUGAAUGGAAUUCUGUAUAUUGGCAAUAUGUAUUUAUCCUUGUUUACCUAUGUGCUUCAGUUUUCUUGAGCAAUUUAAUGAUACAUCUGACCUUUUCAAAUUUAGUGUCCUCAGCAUAAUUUCACUUGACAGCUUUCCAGUGUUUUUCUGCCUUUCUAUUUUCCUCAGUAACAGUCUACCUGCAAAGGCAAAGCUAUGUCCGAGAGCAGGAAAAAAACCUGCUGUAGGCUUUACUUUCCUUUCUUUUCUUUUUUUUAAGAUAUUGUGCAAUCAUUUGCUUUUAUUGUACCACAAUCCUUGCAUUUUGAAAAUCAUUUUAUUUGCAGCAUUCACAUUGUACAGUCCAGUUCAUGGUAGAUUUGUUUCCACCUUCAUUUGUAAUAUUUUAUUCUUUUUUCUUAUUUGAUUAUUCUGUAUCAUAGAAUAAAAGUGAAAUAAUGAAAUCAUG
This is a messenger RNA of Pomacea canaliculata, 4191 nucleotides long. Its product is annotated as trichohyalin-like. The coding region runs from base 1120 to 2439 and encodes 439 amino acids. The transcript has 13 exons. NCBI's taxonomy places the organism in Eukaryota, Metazoa, Mollusca, Gastropoda, Architaenioglossa, Ampullariidae. The record is from RefSeq and is a predicted model, not a curated record.